AUGAGCAUUCUGUAUCUACAGUCCAUACUCCCCCUUCCUCCGACAAUAGAAGCACCAAAGGAUGACUUGUCGAGUACCGGCACCAAAGAGUCUUCGGACAACGCAUUCGAAUCGCUUCCGGAAGGUACUUUCGAGACGCUUUCGGACCAACAAUUGGGAGUUGCCAUGGCCCGGUUUGACCGGUUCCGUGACUCCAUUUCGCCAUUACGUGCUAAAUUGGAUCCGAUAGACGCAUUUCUCAACAGCUUUCACUCCGAAAUCAAGCAAUUAUCCCAUACUUUGCGUUCUCUUGAACAAACUUCUACCCGAUUAUCUUCUGGAGCAGAUUCUCUGCGUGACGUCGUUGACAAGCUCAACUCGGUGAUCUUGGAUAUGAUGAUCUCGCCGCAAUUGGCUGAGUCCAUAAUGAACGAUCCUAUUGAUGAACUGUGGCUAGAAAAUAUCCGUUUCAUUGCCGAUAAACAGCAACUCAUUGAUAAAAUAAACCAAGAUUCUCUCCCCAGCCACGCUGCCUAUAAGAAUCUGAAACCUUUCCAGCAAUUGCAAGAUGGUAUAUUAUUGCUUGAAGCCAAGGCAAUAGAACGUAUAAGGGACCACCUUAUUCACGAAAUCCGCUUGAUGAGAGGACUGAUCAAAACAUCCUCACAAGUAGUUCAAGAGAAAUUGCUACAGGUUAAAGAAAUAUAUUCUUUCCUCGAAGACCGCCAUCCUCAGCUUGCUAAACAACUCCAGUUGGCCUAUAUCUACACCAUGAAAUGGUACUACACCACUCGUUUUGCCAAGUACUUGCAUUCUUUACAGAAACUUCGUCUCAAAGUCAUUGACUCUCUGUUUGUUUUGGGCGCUUCCAACGACCAUACGGAAGCGAAACUGGGUCUCUUUGGUUUCGUCGACGCUUCACUCCGCGACUCGCAAUCUCUUUCUCCAAGUCUGGCCUCGGGCAAAAUUUCCUUGGCAGAGUAUUUCCUGUCAUACAUUAAGCGAAUGGAAAUUCUUGCUGAAAGCAACAAGUCAGAAUCCAGAAGAUCCAUUCCCUCUCAAAUUGCGGAAACUACUCCGUUUGCAUACUGGAUGGAGUUUGCCUUCAACCAGUGGUCCAACGCAUUGUUGGAUAAUAUCAUUGUCGAAUACUUAUUUGUUGUCGAUUUCUUUUACAGAGGGAACGAGAAAUUUCACCCAAUGGUCGAAUUAGACCCUAAAUUAGAAGACCAUAAUCUGAAGAAAAAGGACUGGUCGCACUUUAUGUUUGAAGACGUUUACAAAAUGGGACAGUCGUUUGUUUCGUGGUUGAUUACUAGCCUGCAAGCUUCCUUGAGCCUGCGUUUGACCGCCGCACCUUCAAUAGCAUCCACUUAUGCUAAUGGCACUUCGAGUCAAUCCAGCUCGUGCGACAUUUAUGCCAUAUUAAUCAUGAUUCGUUUGAUUCAAACUCAUUCGUUUGCUCUUCAUAAUGAGUUCAGGGUCCCUGUAAUGGAAGAAUACCAUAAUAUGAUGCUAUUAAUGUUGUGGCCACAUUUCACUCGAAUCAUUGACAUAAACUGCGAAGCCAUGAAGAAAAACAUAUUAGGUUCCAGCACAUACUCAUACCGUCUGUUGCAGACCAGUCAAGCUCCCAUAAAUGCAACUCAGCAAUUUUCGCAGUUAAUGGUGGGGUUGCUCAAGUUGGCUUUCAUUCAUGAAUCGCAAGGCGAGAAUCUUGCUCAAUAUCAGGGUGAGCCUGUGUGCUCUUCAAUCAUUCGACUUCGAAAUGACUUCGAAAGCGCUUUAACUAAAACAGGAAGCCAUGUAUUUGGCUCAGGCAAGAACAAAGCUGUUCAAAAGGAAAUUUUCUUGUUCAACAACUACUUUCUUGUGGUGACAAUUUUGCGCAAUGAGUUUGACAUGAAUACAUGCAAUCAGUUUAUCAAAGAGCAGAUUGAGCAUUUUGAACUUCUCUGUGAUGCCUACAAGCCAAAACGAUAA
Molecule: messenger RNA, 1962 nt
Organism: Clavispora lusitaniae ATCC 42720
Lineage: Eukaryota; Fungi; Ascomycota; Pichiomycetes; Serinales; Metschnikowiaceae
Gene: VPS52
Product: Vps52p
Biological process (GO): endocytic recycling; retrograde transport, endosome to Golgi; Golgi to vacuole transport
Cellular component (GO): GARP complex
Molecular function (GO): syntaxin binding
Source: RefSeq, a predicted model, not a curated record